ACUCUCCUUUUCUCAAAUCUCUUGUGCUUUCCUUUACUCUUCAAUAUGCCAAUAGCUGAGGAAAAGAAUCCAAAAUAUGUACUGUGAAUAGUUAUUUCUUCCAGCACAAUUCAAAUCACUUUAUCAGCACAGAAAGCGAGGCUUAUCUUUCUUUUUUCAUCAUUACAGUUACCAUCUUGAGACUUUUUGUCUCCAUGUCUUUCUCACACUAUUCUUGAACCAUCAAACUAAAUAUAACAAUUACAAUACAAAGUAGAACACACAAGUCUAGGGAGAGAAAAGGGAAAAUGGACUUUGAUCUUGACAACCCUUUAGCCAGCUUCAAAGAACAGCAAAACUGUACUAUAACAGAACUCUUUGCCUCAGAAACUGAUCAUAUGCCCUCACCAAACUGCUUGAACUCAAUACAUUGUGAAGCCAUUUCUCUCAUACUUCAGGUCCAGCAUUCUUGCAAUUUGGAUCCAUUUAUAGCUUAUCUUGCUAUAAAUUACUUGCACCGUUUCAUGUCGAAACAAGAAUUUCCGCAGGGAAAGCCCUGGUUAAUCAGGCUCAUUGUCAUAUCAUGUCUUUCUCUAGCUUCAAAAAUGAAGAACACACAUUUACCAUUUUCUAAGUUGCAGAAAGAGGGUUGUAAUUUCAAUGGUGAAACUAUACAAAAAAUGGAACUAGUUAUUCUUGGAGCUCUGGAUUGGCGUAUGAGGUCAAUUACACCGUUUCCUUUCUUGAAUUUCUUCAUCUCCUUAGCUCAAAUUAAGGAUCGAUCACUUAAAGAUAGAGCUGCAGAGAUAAUCUUCAAUGUUCAUAAUGACAUUAAGUUUUUAGAGUAUAAACCCUCAACUGUUGCAGCAGCUUCCCUUAUCUACGCAUCUUAUGAACUAUUUCCACAGCAAUAUUAUAUUCUGAGAGCUACAAUUACAACUUCUGAGUAUAUAGACCAGGAUACAUUGGCCAAGUGCAUUGAUAUGAUGCAGGAUAUAUGGAGAAAUGAAGUAAAAGGGUCAAUGAAAGAUACAAGCUUUUUAAGCACUGAAACUCCAGUGAGUGUGCUGGAAAGAAGCACCAAAAGGCAGAGAAUUUGAUCAGCUGAGGGAAAUAGUCAUAUUCACUACAUAUGUUAUGUCACUGUUUCCACUCAAUCCUAAAAGUAGAGGACACAACCACACCACAAGACCUUGAUUUGGUGGAAUAUGGAGUUGAACUAUUCAUUCACCUAUGUGUCCUUUGUCAAUAGUUAUAAAAAGAAAAAGUGCAUGUGAUAUGGCAUCAAAUGACAUUCAUAAAUUAAUAGAACAAAUACCACAUAUGGUGUGGGCAGGGAUUGAAGUGGAA
This is a messenger RNA of Medicago truncatula (barrel medic), 1329 nucleotides long. RefSeq names its product putative cyclin-D6-1. Lineage: Eukaryota; Viridiplantae; Streptophyta; Magnoliopsida; Fabales; Fabaceae. The transcript is spliced from 6 exons. The record is from RefSeq and is a predicted model, not a curated record. The coding region runs from base 288 to 1079 and encodes 263 amino acids.